AUGGAUUUCUUAUUUGGCUUGCCUAGGAUGCCAUCAAGAUAUGAUGGAAUUUGGAUAAUUGUUGAUAGGUUGAAUAAGGCGGCUAAGUUCGUAUCGAUAAAGGUCACUUUUACCCUAGACAAUCUGGCUAAGGUUUAUGUUGACAAAAUUUAUAGCUUUCCAUCUACAGACAGAUGGUUAGUCAGAAUGGACGAUUCAGACAUUAGAGGACAUGUUGAAGGCGUGUGUAGUGCAGUUCAAGGGAAGUUGGGAUACGCACUUGUCGUUUAUCGACUUUUCAAUGAGUUUGGAGAAAGGAAACUGAUAGGCCCUGAACUUGUUCAGCAGACAUCAAAUAGUGUUAAACUAAUCAGAGAAAAUCUUAAGAGAGCUCGAGACAGACAAAAGAGUUAUGCUGACAAGCGAAGAAGAGAAUUAGAGUUUGAGAUUGGUGAUAAGGUAUUCCUAAAGUUAUCUCCAUGGAAAGGAAUCCUUAGAUUUGGCAGGAAAGGGAAGUUGAGUCCAAGGUAUAUUGAAUUUUAUGAGAUAGUGGAGCGAGUUGGGCCAACAACUUACAGGUUAGCUUUACCUCCAGAACUAUCUCGCAUACAUGAUGUUUUCCAUGUAUCGAUGUUGAGGAAGUAUGUUCCAGAUCCCGCUCAUGUGUUACCAGAGCAAUUAGUGUAG
Benincasa hispida (wax gourd) is the source of this 666-nucleotide messenger RNA. The record is from RefSeq and is a predicted model, not a curated record. Lineage: Eukaryota; Viridiplantae; Streptophyta; Magnoliopsida; Cucurbitales; Cucurbitaceae.